Messenger RNA from Rhipicephalus microplus (southern cattle tick), 22632 nucleotides. RefSeq lists its product as uncharacterized. The record is from RefSeq and is a predicted model, not a curated record. Gene Ontology annotation, molecular function: calcium ion binding. Lineage: Eukaryota; Metazoa; Arthropoda; Arachnida; Ixodida; Ixodidae.
UCGAAGGAGUCGCUCCACAAACAGUCGGUGCGCUCUCGCCGCCGCUGCAAGAGCCAUGGCACGCAGGCCAACGCAGCAGCCGUUGCUCUGGCGCUGCUGAACAACACCGUGCCGGCUGCUCAGUCCUUCUUCCUGGACCGCUGCGUGGCCCGGUGCCGCGCCGUGUUCUGUGCCCGCUGGCGGACCGUUCGACCGGCGGAUUUGUAUCGCACUGCUCCGUCCACCGCUGCUACCAAGGGUGUUUCCUUGUUAACCGUUUGCCCGAGUCUCGUGCGCGGGAAACUGGACCGUUUCUUCUGCUCCGUUUCGGCUUCGAGCCUGCCUGCGGCCCUGCGACCGGCUACCCCGUCUAGAGUCUUCUGUGGCCCACCGCCUGGUGGUUCGUUGGUUGUUUCCCACAGUUGAACCCGUGCUCUUCUUCCUGUCAGGGGUUCGCGCGGGCGCGGACUCGCUGAGGAAGUUUUUCACGGGAGGGGUGGGGUUUGACCCGAAGCUUCUUCGUCGUUCGCCAGCUUCCCCGGAUUUUUGCCACGGGAGUUGUGCCUGCUGUUGCUUCCCGCGCCCCGGCGUAGCUGCUUCGUCGCCGUUGAUUUCCAGGCCUGGGCUUGCCCCGAGCAGCCAUGACGGGCCUUGUCCUGGUAUUGGCACUCGCCACAUUGGCGAGUGGCCAGUACCGGCCCAAGUUCCCGAGCCCGUACCUGCAGAAGGAGAUAUUUGUGCUGAAUCUGGAGGACGGCUUCUUCGGAUGCCAAGUGAACGAGUCCACGGAAGUGCUACAGUUAUUCGAGCUGUCGCAGCUAUGCGAUGGCGUGCCCCAGUGUUUCCAAGGAUCGGACGAACUGGCCAGGGACCUCAAGUGCACAGACAAGAAUCAUUGCCAUCCCAAGGUGCCCCGGUGUACGAACGGGGCCUGCUUGGACAACCUGUGCUACUGUAACGACGGCUACGGAGGCAAAGGCUGCGAAAUGCCAGACGAGAACGAGUGCAAGUACAGGCCGUGCGACGUGUUCGCCCACUGCACCAACACCAUGGGCAGCUUCUACUGCUCCUGUUUUCCAGGAUACGAAGGAGACGGGUUCGACUGCCACGACAUCAACGAGUGUGAGAUACCCGCGCUGGCAGCGUUGUGCGUGGAGAACGCCGAGUGCUGCAACCUGCCGGGACACUACGUCUGCAAGUGCCAGCGAGGCUUCACCGGCAACGCCACCGUGGCCUGCAACGACAUUGACGAGUGCCAAGACCCGAACGCCUGCGGCCUGAACGCCCUCUGUCACAACGUACCGGGCAGCUACAAGUGCGUCUGCCCCGACGGAUUCACCGGAGACCCCACGAUCGAAUGUCACGACGUCGACGAGUGCCGAAACGACCCGUGUGGCGCCAACUCCGUGUGCCACAACCUUCCCGGCGGCUUUGAGUGCGAGUGCCGGCCGGGUUACAAGCCCCUUCCGGGCCGUGCCCACCACGGAUGCGUGGACGUGGACGAGUGCCUGGACCCGCAAUUCCCCUGCGGAACGCGCGCGACGUGCGUCAACGCCCCCGGAAGUUUCUACUGCCAAUGUCCGCCCGGAUUCACCGGAAACCCAAAGAUCGCCUGCCAGGACAUCAACGAGUGCCCGCAUGCCUGCGGCGCCAACACGGACUGCACCAACACGGAGGGCAGCUACUUCUGUCGCUGCAAGCUGGGAUACAUCGGCGAGGCACAGCUGUCGGCCGGUUGUCACGACUUGGACGAGUGUUCAAGGCCAACCGCUUGCGGCCUGAACGCGGUCUGCCUGAACGACGUGGGUUCGUACCACUGCGCCUGCAAGGAGGGCUACUCCGGAGACCCAAGGAUUCAGUGCCUCGACGUGGACGAGUGUGCCCAGAAUCCCUGCGCCAUCGGAAGCCUGUGCUACAACAGUCCCGGAAGCUACCGCUGCGAGUGUCCCAAGGGUUACACCGGAAACGCCUACCAGUCGUGCGAGAGGGACAUCGUUGGCGUGGAGUGCACGACGUUCCACGACUGCACGGACAAUGCCGAGUGCGUCAACAACUUCUGCCAGUGCAAGAAAGGAUACCAGGUGUCGCCCAACCAGAAGGAGUGUAUCGAUCGAAACGAGUGCCUGUCUCGUGGCACUUGUGGCCGCAACGCGGCCUGCGUCAACACCGAGGGCGGGUUCCUGUGUCAGUGCAAGCAGGGAUUCGAGAAGAUACACGCGUCUCCGCAGAGCCGCUGUCGAGAUGUCAACGAGUGUCUGACCAAUCCCUGUGGCAAGAACGCCAAGUGCGCCAACACGGACGGCAGCUACCGCUGCUACUGCCCCGAACACCUCAUCGGCAACCCCAAGGAGGCGUGUGUGUCGCCCUGCGACAUGGUCGAGUGCGGUCGCCACGCCACCUGCCAGGCCAACGGCAAGGAGGCGGCCUGCGUCUGCGACGUCGGCUUCACCUUCAACCCGUCUAACAUACGCGCUGGAUGCAUAGACGUGGACGAGUGCAGCGUUCACCAGGGCCCCUCUGGUCUGUGCGGCCAAGGGGCGCUGUGCAGCAACACCCCGGGCAGCUACCGGUGCUCUUGCCCGCCCGGUUUCACCGGCGACCCGUUCCGAUUCUGCGAGGACGUCAACGAGUGCGACAGGCUCCUGGGACCCAGCGGUCUCUGCGGACAAGGCGCGCUCUGCGCCAACCUGGGAAGCUUCACCUGCUCCUGCCCUCCGGGUUACUCUGGCAACGGACGCGUGCGCUGUCACGAUAUCAACGAGUGCGCCCAGACGUUUGGACCGAACGGCAAAUGUGGCAUAUCUGCGGUCUGCACAAACACACCCGGGAGUUACCAUUGCAGGUGCCCGCCGGGAACAUCGGGAGACCCUACUGUCCAUUGUGUCCAAGUUGUCCAAUGCGAUAAAGACGAUGCCUGCCCCGGCCACGCUGUCUGCAGGGACCACCAGUGCUACUGUCCAUCGCCCAACAUUGGAAACGAGUGCCGACAUCCCUGUGAAGACAUCUUUUGCGGCGCGCACGCGAAAUGCCAGCUUGACCAUGCAGGCCAGCCUAUCUGCGUUUGCGCUCACGGUUUCACCGGCCAAAGCAACAGUCUUCCUGGUUGUGUUGACAUUGAUGAAUGUGCUGGAACCCAGCCCUGUGGCCAAGGUGCCCUCUGCCGCAACUUGCCCGGAAGGUUCGAGUGUGUGUGCCCACAUGGAUAUGAAGGUGACCCCUUCAGGGGAUGCUUGGCAAAAGAACAACAAAUCAUCCACGGCUGCUCAACGGCACGUCCGUGCCCUCCGCAUGAGGAAUGCAUAUCGGUCGACGGACGUAGCCAGUGUGUGUGCCGGCGAGGCUUUACAUACGACACGUCGAUUGCUAGAUGCAGGGAUAUCAACGAGUGUUCUGAGUUCAAGUCCAGCUCGCCUUGUGGCGCGAGUGCCUUCUGCAUGAACCUGGAGGGCAGCUACUUGUGCCAGUGCCCGCGCGGCCACGUUGGUGACCCGUACACAUCCUGCUACCCGGAGGAGAUCGAUUGCCAAAAGGACAGUCAGUGCCCCGGAAACACCGUCUGCGUCAAGGACCGCUACCAGAAGGGAGUGUGCGGCUGCAAGCAUCCCUUUGUUCGGGAGGGAGAGUACUGCAUCAUGGUCAGUCGAAACUGCUCGACCACAAACCCGUGCCCCGAGAACCAGGAAUGCGUUUUCACCGGACCGAGUCACGGCUUUUGCAUCUGCCCCAAGGGAUACACUCUCGAGGUCACUGGGGUCUGUCGAAAUAUCAAUGAAUGUGAAGAAAUCAGCGAGUAUUCCCCAUGUGGGGCUAAUGCUCAGUGCCGCGAUGCAUUGGGAACAUACCAAUGCCUCUGCGCACCAGGAUAUACUGGAAAUCCUCGACAAGGCUGCUCUCCCAUUCGCAUUCGCUGCAGGAACGACCCAGACUGUCCAUCGAACGAGAAGUGUGUUCGCGGGCAGUGCCAGUGUUUACCUCCAUACAUUCUGGAAGGUGACACUUGCAAAGAUCCUUGUGCUUGGAUUCAGUGUGGCCAGUAUGCAACGUGUGCCAUCACGCCAUCAGGGCCGCAGUGCCAGUGUAACCCUGGUUGCACCGGUAACCCACAGACCGGAUGUUGGGACGUGAACGAAUGUACGUCGAACCUUCCGAUCGACCCGAACGGCCCUUGUGGAGUCGGAGCCAUUUGCAUCAAUGUCAUUGGUGGUUUCCAUUGCGAGUGCCCGCCAGGAACCACGGGCGACCCAGUUCGGAGAUCUGCUGCUUGCAGGUCUGACGACCAGUGCCCUCGCAACGCUGUCUGUGAAGCAAAAGGAGCCACUUGCUUUGAUCCUUGUGUUACAUCAGAGUGUGGUCCAAACGCUUAUUGUGAGCCAAAAGACCACAAACCAACGUGCUGGUGCCGGCCCGGCUACGAAGGCGAUCCCUACGACCUUGAGCAGGGUUGCCAAUCACCGUGCUCCAAGGUCUGGUGUGGCACCAACGCUCACUGCAUCGUUAACUCCAGAAAUGAAGGCGUGUGUAAAUGCUUCGAAGGCUUCCGUGGAAAUCCAUGGGAAGGAGGAGAAUGCUCACCUGAUUCGCACUGUUCAGACUCAAGACCCUGCCCCAAAGGCCAGGAGUGUGCUGGCGGCUAUUGCAUAGAUCGAUGCGAGAACGUUCAGUGCGGCAUCGGAGCACGCUGUGACGAACAGACCGGCAGCUGCGUCUGCCUGCCAUACUUUUUGGGCAACUCGGAGACCAUGUGUGUUCCACCUGUGCUGCCACCUACGUGCACUCCGGGAUGUGGAGUUGGUGCACACUGCAUGUAUGCCAUACCCAACAAGUGCGUCUGCAACCCCGGGCUCUAUGGAAAUCCAUACACGGGCUGCACGCAAGAGAAGCCACGCUGCACUGCCACCACUUGCGGCAGCAACGCCCAUUGUCAUGAAACGGCCGACAAGGUGGAAUGUCGCUGCCCGGCAGGACUGCAAGGAAAUCCCUUCACGCGAUGCAACGACAUCAAUGAAUGCCUUGGUACCGGAAGUGUCUGUGGCACCGACGCCAGCUGUGUCAACACCUUUGGAAGCUUCAAAUGCGUCUGUCCAGAUGGAAUGAUCGGAAAUCCACUGUUUGCUUGCACUCCUCGGGGAGCGGACGUUGUGAUACCCGGUGGAGGUGGUGGUGACGUGCGUCCACCUCCAGUGCUCCCUGAUGGAAAGCCGCCCAUUGUCACGACUUUCACUCCUCCCAUCCCACCAUUUGGGUGCAAAACGGAUCACGACUGCGGGCCUCUCAGUGUUUGCGUGCCUGGAAUCGACAACCGCCGACACUGCAUCCGUCCCUGCGAAGACAGGGUGUGCGGACCCAACGCGGCCUGUACAGUGGAAGAGAGGGUCGGUGUCUGCCAGUGCGUACAGGGAUUCCAAGGUGACCCUGGUGACUUGGAAAUUGGUUGCACACCACCAAGAGCUGGAACCGAAUGUGAAACUGAUGACGGUUGCAAUCUUAACUCAGCCUGCGUGGUCAGCCAAGACAACACCCGCAAGUGCCAAGAUGUUUGCAUCAACACGCAGUGUGGCCCGAAUGCUGUAUGCCACGCCAUUAGCCACCGAGCAAACUGUAUUUGCAAGGAUUCCUACUACGGCGAUCCCAACGAUCUUAUUCGUGGCUGCACAACUAAACCGCAACACGAAUGCUUGGAAAACAAAGACUGUGGGGAGCGUUACGAGUGCAAGCUCGGCACCAAGGGAGUCAAACAGUGCAGAGACGUCUGCGAAGACAAGACCUGCGGCAAGAAUGCAGUUUGCUUGGGAGAGCACCACAAAGCCAUCUGCGAAUGUCUUCCGGGAUACAUUUAUGACGGCACGGGCUGCCAGGUGCCUGACGAUUGCGCCAUUGACCAGGACUGCCUCGAACACGAGGCCUGUCGCCACCAGUCCGGAGGAAACAAAUGCGUCGACGUCUGCUUACGGCAUGCUUGCGGUCCAAACGCUAGGUGUGUGGGACAGAAGCACGUUCCAACAUGCAUCUGCCGAGAGUCCUUCUUGGGAAACCCGAACGACCGUGUCAGAGGCUGUCAGCCGCUGCUCGAUGUCUGUUUCCAGGAUGCCGAUUGUGCAGAGAGCGACCGCUGCCUUCCCGAUUCGAGAGGCAUCAAGAACUGCACCCGAACUUGCAUCAAGACCCGCUGCGGCCCCAAUGCGCACUGCAUUGGCAGGCUUCACAGGCCUGUCUGCGAGUGUCGAGAAGGUUACAACGGCAAUCCAGGUGAUCUCUCGCAAGGCUGCACGCCCAUACCUCGUGACCGUUGCCACAGCAACCUCGACUGCAAGGGGUAUGAGGUUUGCAAAAUCACUCCUGUUGGAAUCAAGGACUGCAUCGAACUUUGUCUCGAUUAUGAAUGUGGGCCGAAUGCAAACUGCAUUGCCAUGGAUCACCUGGCAGCUUGCGAAUGUCUCCCAGGAUUUGCUGGAAAUCCCCACGACCUGCGGAGGGGAUGCAUGCGACACUUGUGUGAGCACGACAACGACUGUCCUGACUCGAACGUAUGCUUGUUGACGCGUGGUGGCGUCAGGAACUGCACCGAUCCGUGCUGGGACAGACGCUGUGGGCCGAAUGCCGAUUGCAUCACGGUACACCACAAGGCCACUUGUGAAUGCAGGCCUGGCUUCGAAGGUCUUGCCGAUGACCUUCGAGAGGGCUGCACGCCCAUUCCAAAGUGUCGAACGAGCAGUGACUGCCGGGACGACGAGGUUUGUGCCGUUGACCGCAACGGCAUCAAGAGUUGCCUUCAAGGCUGUACCACUACCUUGUGCGGACAAAACAGUGUUUGCAGAACCGAGAAUCACAUAACCAUCUGCCAGUGUCGCGAGAACUUUGUUGGAGACCCAUACAACCGUGAGACCGGAUGCUACGCCCAACCUGAGCGAUGCUACAGAGACAACGAUUGCCCUUCCAUUGCUGUCUGCAAGAGAGUAUUCGAUGGCAAGAACGAUUGUUACGAUGCCUGUGAAGGCCAUAGUUGUGCUCAGGGUGCUGUUUGCCAGGCGGUGAAUCACAGACCAACUUGUAUUUGCAAGCCAGGCCUCGUCGGUGAUCCCCUGUUGGGUGGCUGCCACAUUCCGGAUGAAUGCCAGGUUGACGAGGACUGCAGGGAAGAUCUCAUUUGUCGACCAGAUACAACAAACCUCAGGAAAUGUGUGUCUGUGUGCAUCUAUGAGAAGUGUGCGCCAAAUGCUUACUGUACAGGUGUGCGUCACAAGGCUCAAUGCAUCUGCCCCCCUGGUACUCAGGGAGAUCCUUACAAUCCCCGCAUAGCUUGCUUGCCAACAGCACCUGUCACUGAAGGCUGCACCUCUGACGACGAAUGCGCCUCUACUGAAGUGUGCCUUCACGGUAAGUGCACCGACGCUUGCGAAAAGAAACAGUGUGGUCCCAAUGCAGUCUGCCGGGUGCACAACCACCGGCCAUCUUGCCACUGUCUGCAAGACUACAAGGGCGAUCCUGACAACCCAAUAAAUGGAUGUCGGCCAAAGGACGAGUGCCAGAUUGACGAAGACUGCAAAAGGCUGACAGACGUUUGUCGGACCGACAACACGGGCAGCAAGAGGUGUUUCGACGCUUGCCAGUUCAACAAGUGCGGGCCAAACAGUCUCUGCGUUCCAAGACAGCACUCUUACGAAUGCCAGUGUCAACACGGCUUCGUCAGAGACCAGGAGAACGUGCUGGGCUGUGUCGAACGAGAACACGACGAAUGUCGCAACCACACUGGUUGCCCGACUACGGCCGCCUGCAUUCCCAACACCAUUGGCGUGAUGAAAUGUGCUGAAGUUUGCAUCAGUUUCAGCUGCACACCCGAUGCAGACUGCAUUGCGUUCAACCACAGAGGUCGUUGCACGUGCCGAGAGGGCUACACUGGAGAUCCCAACAGCAGAGGAGGCUGUCAGAAGAUUCCCGAGCCAGAGUGCAUUAACCAUGCUGACUGCCCCCACCCCAACGAGGUUUGCCAAUUUGACGAAGCUUAUGGUGAACGCAGAUGCCAGGAUGGCUGUAAGUUCCUCAAGUGCGCACCUCGGGCUGUGUGCGUUGUCGACAACCAUUUGCCCAAGUGUACAUGUCCAAAUGGCCUCUACAUUGGUGACCCUUACGACCAGCGUGAAGGGUGCAAACAGGUGGAGUGCCUCAAAGACGAAGACUGCCACAUAACCAAAGCCUGCUUUCCAAACUUUUACUGCGAAGACCCUUGUGUAGAUGGCUGCGGAGUCAACGCUGGCUGCGUGGCUCAGAAUCACCAGCGUAUUUGUCACUGCCGCCCUGGUUACACGGGUGAUGCCUUGGUUCGGUGUGAAGAGAUCCACUACUGUGAUUCCAACCCUUGCCACUCUUCGGCAAAGUGCAUCGAUGUGCCCAGUGGCUACGAGUGCGUCUGCACGAACGGCUUCAUUGGAGAUCCAUACCGCCAGGGCUGUCGCCACCCCAACUCUUGUCCUCACGGUAACGGGGACUGUCCUAGUCAUCUUGCUUGCUACCCCGACCGUCUUGGUCAACCGAUGUGCCAAAACCCCUGCGACCAUUUCAAGUGUGGCUUGAACACUGUCUGUCGGGCCGAAGGCCAUGCUGCUACUUGCGAAUGCCAAACACACUUCCGGGGAGAUCCGGCUGUUGGAUGCAGUCGUGAGUCUGUUGUAUGCCUGAGUGACCAUGACUGUGCGUCGGGCUAUGCUUGUGUCGAUGAGCAGUGCCGUCUCGUCUGCACUCGUGAAAGUGACUGUGCUGCUGGUGAGAAAUGCAUCAACAGCCGAUGUGUGCAACCAUGUUUCUCUCACAUUGAUUGCCCCCCAAAAGAAGCCUGCCUCAGUGCUGGUUACUGCCAAGUUGGUUGCCGGAAGAACAGCGACUGCCAGCACGAUGAAACCUGUUCGCAGAACCGCUGCCAGAAUCCGUGUGAGAUCAAGGGCUUGUGUGGCCCCAAUGCCAUCUGCAAGGUCAGCAACCAUGAAGCCAACUGCUACUGUCCAGAUGGCCUUACUGGAAAUCCGACGCCCAUCAUUGGCUGCAAGAGGCCGGUAGUUACAUGCACGGGAUCCUGUCCUAAGGGCCUGUCGUGCAUAGAGAACAGGUGUCGAGCCGUCUGCAGUGGUUGCAUCAUUGGAGAAGCCUGCGUCAAUGACUUCUGCAUGGCCGCAUGUUCUGGCGACAGUGACUGCCCAGCUGGAGAACUCUGCAUUCACGGCUACUGCCAGGUCGGCUGUCGAUCGGACAGUGACUGCCAGGUGUACCAACUCUGCUCACUUAAUCACUGUUCCUGCAAACCAGGCUUCCACACAGUAGAACAUGGCUGCGAAGACAUUGAUGAGUGCCUAAACAACCCGUGCCAUUCCACCGGCAUCUGCGAGAACACCAUUGGCAGCUUCGUUUGCCGCUGUCCUGAAGGAUUCAUCGGAGAUGGGUUCUCGGGUUGCACGAACCCUGGCGAAUGUCCACGAGGCGAUUCGGAUUGUCCGCUGAAUGCAGCCUGUGACCAGAAUGGCGUGACUAAGUGCAUCAAUCCUUGCGAAGAAGAGCCUUGUGGACCAAAUGCGGCCUGCACAGUGGUGAAUCACAAGAGGCAGUGUGUUUGUCCUCGAAGUGCCCUGUACACGGGUGAUCCUUAUGACAAGAACAGGGGCUGUGUUCAAGUGGACUGCCUGCAUGACACCGACUGCCCAGUGAACCAGGAAUGUGUUCAUUUCGUUUGCGAAAGCCCUUGUGACAGGGUACAGUGCGGACCCCACGGCACCUGUACCGUCAAGGACCGCCAGGCUUUCUGUGAAUGCAAGUUAGGAUACGAGAACAACGGACGACUCGUUUGCGUUGAUACUGAUGAAUGUAAACAGCACCCAUGCCACUACACUGCCAUAUGUGAAAACAGUCCAGGAAGCUACAUCUGUCGAUGCCCCAGCAAUUUGAUUGGCGAUGCCUACGGGAAGCAGGGAAGCGUCGGAUGUCAUGAUCCAAACAUUUGCUACAAUGGAAAUGCUGAUUGCCCUCCAACAUCUGCAUGUAUUGACAUCAAUGGGACACCCUAUUGCAGAGACUUGUGCGAAGACCCAACGACGUGUGGCAUCAAUGCCAACUGUAGCACUGUUAACCACAGAGCUGUGUGCACGUGUCGUCCUGGCUAUACAGGCAAUGCAAAGCACCGCUGUGAACUGGUGGAAUGCACGCGGGAUGAAGAGUGCCGCAGCACUGAUAUCUGCAUUCGAAACAAAUGUGUUGAUUCCUGCCAGAGCAAUGCCAAAUGUGGCGUGAACACCAUCUGCAUCUCUCAAGACCACCAGGCAAUCUGUAGGUGCCGGGACGGUUUCCGUGGCAACCCCAGCACGGGAUGCAUAAAAAAUAUUCCCUGCUCGAGUGAUGACGGAUGCCCGAUCGGAGAGUUCUGUUACAAGGGGCUCUGCAGAGUUUAUUGCCAGUCAGACAGAGAGUGUGGCAGCAACGAAAUCUGUGAAGACGGUAGAUGCCGAGAAAUUUGCCGAUCCAACAGCGACUGUCCUGACCAGUUCCGAUGCGUUACUGGAAACUGUGAACCAGUUGACAGAUGCUUCACCAACACCGAAUGUAGUGAAAACCAAAUUUGCAGAUCAAGCGAAAGAGGUUACGACACUUGUGGAGAUCCGUGUGAGAACAUCCUCUGCGGUAGAAAUGCCAUCUGCAUCUCGAACAAGCACAGUGCCAUUUGCCAGUGUCUGGAAGGAUAUGUUGGCGAUCCUCUCGAUCAAAGGCAGGGCUGCAUCAAAGCCGACUGCUUCAAACACGAGGACUGUCCAACGAGCAGGAUCUGUGACGAGCACAAGUGUGUUGAUCCAUGCAUAAUGAGGCGUGGCUGUGGAGCCAACGCCGUCUGUGAAGCGAGAAACCAUGCUGCCAUCUGCCGCUGUCGGGACGGCUAUGAAGGCGAUCCGGUGUCUGGCUGCCAGCUGAUUGACUACUGUCUGAAGCAGAACCCUUGCCACCCGACGGCGAUUUGCAAGAACAAAUUCGGUGGAGCCACGUGCGAGUGUCCGCCGGAAAGGCACAUUGGGAACCCCAACAGAGCACCAGGAUGCCGACACCCGAACGAGUGUCCCAACGGAGAUUCAGACUGCCCGCCAACUGCAGCUUGUCUCUCUGAUGGAGGUGGACCACCCAUGUGCAAGAGUCCUUGUGGCCUCCCUAACACCUGUGGUCCCGACGCCAUCUGUCGGGUGGAGAACCACAGACCCAACUGCUUCUGUCCUCAUGGUUUCACUGGGCAGCCCUACAACAACCUUCAGGGAUGUGUUCGAAUUCCUCCAUUCUGUGACGACGACAGGGCAUGCCCAGCACCCAUGGUUUGCGAGAAACGCCGGUGCAGACCUCCCUGCUCAAAGAGGGACGAAUGUGCAGCCCGUGAGCUUUGUGUCGAUGGCCACUGCAUCCAAGGCUGUUUACAAGACAAGGACUGUCUUGACAAAGAAAUUUGUUUGGACCGAAAUUGCAUUGUCGGUUGCCGAAAGGAUGAAGACUGCCGUUACAAUGAAGCUUGCGUUCUGAACAGCUGCAAGAAUCCCUGCGACAGUCCAACGGCCUGCGGUACUAAUGCCGAGUGCCAAGUGAUCAACCACCGUACAGAAUGCCACUGCCCAAACAGAUUCACAGGAAACCCCCACAUCUCAUGCCAACGCGUGUCGUCCUCAUGUCGAACUACGAGCGACUGUGGCGGAUACAACUAUGCCUGCGUUGAAACAAGGUGUAGAGUGGAGUGCUCGUCCGACGGUGACUGCGCGUACGGAGAACGCUGCUUCAAUGAGAACUGCUAUGCCCUCUGCCGAUCGGACAAUGAGUGCCAGGAGGGAGAGGUGUGCAUCUCAAACAGAUGUCAGAUUGGAUGCCGCACUAACGAGCAGUGCUUGGACCAUCUUGCCUGCGUCAGUAACCAGUGCAGAGAUCCAUGUGAAGGCAGUGCCACCUGUGGCCCCAAUGCAGAGUGCAAAGUGGUGAACCACCGUGUCGUGUGCAGCUGCCCGGCCGAUUUCAUUGGCCGUCCUCAUGCCAACGUAGCUUGUGUGCGAAAGCCAGUGCGUUGUACGCACAAUCAGGAGUGCACCCCAGGACACAUCUGCUACUUAGGGUACUGUAGAGUGUCGUGCAGCAGCAACCAGGACUGUGCCUUGAAUGAAAGGUGCGUGGAAAACCGGUGCCAUGUUCAGUGCCAUCGAGACCGUGAGUGCUUUGACUGGGAGAUCUGCGAGCACAACUUCUGCAAAGUUGGUUGCCGUGCCGAUACCGAUUGCCCCGCCGACCAGUCUUGCAUCAAGAACCAUUGCAUCAAUCCCUGUGAGGCACCCACAGCAUGUGGAACGAAUGCCUUGUGUUCAGUUCGAACCCACCAGGAGAUCUGCAGCUGCCCACCUGGCCUCGUUGGAGACGCACAUCUGGAAUGUGUCAGAGAAUCAAAGGAAUGCCAUGCAAAUGAUGAGUGUGGCCUCGGAGGUUAUUGUGAGGCCACUAUUUGUAGAGUUGCAUGCAGCAGCGACAAUGAGUGCUUCAACAACGAACGCUGCGUUGAAGAGAGGUGCAGCUUGAUUUGUACGACUGAUACAUUGUGCCCGCGGAACCACAUUUGCGAAAGAGGAUUGUGCCUUCCUGGGUGCCGGUCGGAUGCCGAUUGUCCGGCCACAGAGACCUGCAUCAAUCGUCAAUGCAUGAACCCUUGUGCAAGCCCUACGGCAUGUGGACCCAACGCUCAAUGCCAACCUGUGAACCACCGUGCGUACUGCACUUGUCGCUCGGGCUACACUGGCGAUCCCCAAGUGGAAUGCUCCAAGGUGGAGUGUGUGAUUGAUGCCGACUGUGGUGUCGGAAUGAUCUGCCAGAACUACAGGUGCCUUGAGGGCUGCCGGUCAGACGCGAGCUGCCCAGACGACAAGACAUGUAUCAGUCGCCAGUGUCAGAACCCGUGCCAGUUUGUUGGAGCGUGCGGCUUGAACGCUCUGUGCAAGACGGUCAACCACCGUCUUACGUGCACGUGCCCGCCGCAGACUCUGGGCGACCCGUACACCGAGUGCUUGACAGACCCUGACAUUUGCAGCCGGGAACAUGACUGUGGUCCGGAGAGGACUUGCGAUAAUGGAAGAUGCAUAACCAAAGUCGAGUGCACCACUGAUGAAGAAUGUGCCCUUGGAAAAGUCUGCGAAUCGCAUCGGUGCUUCGAUGGUUGCCGUGGCGACCACAACUGCCCUAUCAACCAGGGCUGCUAUCAGGGCCAAUGCCAGAAUCCAUGCAGCGUUCGUGGAGCCUGUGGUAUUCACGCUGACUGCGUUCCCGAACAUCAUCGUCCACGUUGUUUCUGCCCAGCCGGUUUCAACGGCAAUCCUCAGUUUGAAUGCAAGAAGAGUCAAGGAUGCCGUGUGAACGAAGACUGUUUGCCUGGUUUGAUCUGCCUUCGUGGCCAGUGCUCGCCCUCAGACUUCUGUGCAUCUGACAAUGACUGCAAUAGAGGGGAGAUCUGCGACAACACUAGAUGCGUUGCCGGGUGCCGUACGCACAGCGACUGCGAUUUCUUCCUGGAAUGCCGAGACAAGUUGUGCCAGGAUCCUUGCAAGCCAGGCGUCUGCGGUGUCAAUGCACACUGCCAACCCAUCAGCCACUCUGCCGAGUGCCGUUGCCCGCCAAACUUUGAAGGCGAUGCCAAGGUUCAUUGCAGGGAAGUGUCAGUCGAGUGCCACACAGACAAAGACUGUGGACUAGAGAAGAUUUGCAUCAGCAACCGCUGCAUCGUUGGCUGUCGCAUAGACGAGCACUGUCCGUACGACAAGGCCUGCGUGGAGGGUGCCUGCCGCAACCCAUGCUACCAGCGUGGCAGCUGCGGUAUCAAUGCCCUGUGCCGACCACAAAACCACCGAGCUACGUGCACUUGCCCGAGGGACAAAGAGGGCGACCCCAGAGUCCACUGCACAGUGCCGCCACCAACAACAUCCGUGGUGCGUGUUGAAUGCAGCACCGAUGAGCCCUGUGCGGAGGGAUACAUCUGCCGCAACAGCAUCUGCAUUCUUGACGGCUGCUCCACCGAUUCAGCUUGCAAUCCUGGAGAGAUUUGUGAACGGAGAAAAUGUGUCGUUGGUUGCCGCAGCGACUCCGACUGCACCUUUGACAAGGCCUGCGUAAAUACUCAGUGUGUCAACCCUUGCAUCAUUCAAAACUCCUGCGGCCGGCACACCAACUGUCGCCCGGUCGUUCACCGACCACAUUGUACUUGCAAGCCUGGUUACGAGGGCAACCCAUAUGACUUCUGCAACAAGAUUGAAUACAGGCCACCACCAGAAUGCCUACAUGACCGUGACUGCUAUGUCGGCAAGAUUUGUGAGACACACAACUGCGUCGAGGGAUGCCGCAGCGAUGCUAACUGUCCCUUCGACCAAGCCUGCAUCGGGCGGCAGUGCCGUGACCCGUGCACUCCGGGCAUCUGUGGCAAGAACGCCAGGUGCCUCCCAGUCAGUCACAAGCCAAUCUGCGCGUGUCCGUCAGGACUCAGUGGCGAUCCCAACAUUGAAUGCACUGUGUCUCGACAGGAAUUCUGCUUCCACGAUAGUGACUGCCCCAUUGGCCGAAUCUGCGAGAAGGGAGCCUGCGUCGAUGCCUGUCGCACUGACGAUGCCUGCGCCUACGACAAAGCGUGUAUUCGCAACCGCUGUCAGAAUCCCUGCAGUUUUGCUGGUGUCUGCGGCAUUAACGCCGACUGUCGUGCAGCAAACCAUCGCCCUAUCUGCUUCUGCCUGCCAGGCCUGACCGGAGAUCCCAAGAUUCAUUGUGCCGAAGGGAAGAAGGCUUGCAAGCGUGACAGUGAGUGCACCUUUGGUGAGAUCUGCGAGGAGGGCUGCUGCAUUGAUGGUUGCCGCACGGACGACCAGUGCUUACCCACUCAGUCGUGCCACCACAGCAAGUGCGAGAACCUCUGCCACAUUCCCGGAACCUGUGGCAUCAAUGCACUCUGUGUCAUUGCCGCUCAUCGGCCAGUCUGUUCCUGCGAGAGAGGAUUCAUCGGUGAUCCAAAGAUUGAAUGCAGGCAGGUUCCAGUGGAGCCCUUGAAAGAAUGUCACGCGGACACCGACUGUGCCCUUCGACACGUGUGUGAGGGCCACAAGUGUAUCUACGGUUGCAGGUCCGAUGAAAGGUGUACGGCCGAUGAAGCCUGCAUUAAUGGCAUCUGUCAGAACCCGUGCGGUGUUUAUGGAGCGUGCGGUCGUAAUGCCCUCUGCCGCCCCAUCAACCAUCACGCCGAUUGCUCGUGCCUGCCAGGUCAUCGUGGCAACCCUAACGUGGUCUGCUUCAGAGAUGAACCAAAGCCUGAAUGUACAAGAGACACUGAAUGUUUACAUGGAUUCAUCUGUGACAACAAUCGCUGCAUAGAGGGCUGUCGUCAUGACAACAACUGCCCUGACGAGAAAGCCUGCGUCAAUGGCCAGUGCCACUACGUGUGCAGCCUGCCAAACAUCUGCGGUGUUAACGCGGACUGCCAGCCACGCAAUCAUCGCGCGUUCUGCUCGUGUCCGUCACGCUUCCAAGGCGAUCCACAGAUAGAGUGCAAAGAGAUUCGAGAGCCAGGCCCCUGCUUUCAGGACAAUGACUGUGCUGUUGGAAGCAUUUGCAGCUUUGGCAACUGCAUUCCCGGCUGUCGUAACAAUGAAAACUGCCCGUUCCUGGAAGUGUGCAUCCGGAGUGUUUGCCAGGAUCCUUGCCGCGUUUAUGGGGCCUGCGGCAUCAACGCCGUUUGCAAGGCCAUCAACCACGACCGAGUCUGUGCCUGUCUUCCCGACCACACUGGAGACCCAAAACACCACUGUGUUAAAGUGUUACCUCCGCCAGAGUGCACAAGAGACGACGACUGCUAUUCUGGCCGCAUCUGUGAGCUUUCCCAUUGCAGAGUGGGCUGCCGAGCUGACACCAACUGCCCGCCGGACCUCUCCUGCAUUGAUGGACAGUGCCAGAACCCUUGCCAGCGCAGUGGCGUGUGCGGCCGAGACGCUCGCUGCUCUGCGAUCAACCACAGAGAACUUUGCUCCUGUGAACAUGGCUACACAGGCAACCCUGUCGUGGCUUGUGAAAAAGUUCCUGAUGACUCGUGCAGAAGAGAUGAAGAUUGUGGAUUCGGACAAAUCUGUGUAUCCUACAAAUGCGUUGAGGGUUGCCGCAAUGACAACAACUGCCCGUUCGACAAGGUGUGUAUCAACGGACAUUGCCAGGACCCGUGCAGCCUUGGAGGCAUUUGUGGCAUCAACACCCAGUGCCGAGCUCUUCACCAUGAGGCAUCGUGUGAAUGCUUGCCAGGUUAUACUGGAAACUCCAAGGAACGCUGCAGCUUGAUUCCCCUUCCUGAAUGCACCGAAGACCAUCACUGUGGAACUGGAUACGUGUGUGUGAACUCUAAAUGCAAAGAUAUCAACGAGUGUCUACAUGGCCGUGGCCCGUGCGCGCAUGGAGCUACGUGUACAAACUUGCCUGGCAGCUACAAGUGCAGCUGUCCCAACAACCUGGUGGGCGACCCCUACCACGGACGCUGCCGACAGCGUAUCCAAGGCUGCACACGUGACACCGACUGCAAGGACAGUGAAGCAUGCAACACUCUGACAGAGCAGUGUUACGAUGCUUGUCUCAAGCCAGGUGUGUGUGGUCGGUCAGCCGACUGCCGGGGCGUCAACCACCGGCCUGAGUGCUUCUGCCCGAGCGGGCUUCGAGGAAACCCCUACGUCGAGUGCACUAUUUCCCGGCCUUGCACCCAUUACCAAGAAUGCUCCGGAAACCUGCAGUGCCUCGGCGAUCGCUGUGGCUGUCCGCGACCGUUCUGGCAGAAGAACCACUUCUGCAUCUUGACAAGUGUCAACUGCUCCACGACCAAUCCGUGCCCUGAACACCAAGAGUGCGUGUACGAAGGCAGUUACACGGGCUUCUGCGUCUGUCCCAAGGGAUUUUCUCUCCUGCCUAAUGGAGUGUGCAAAGACAUUAACGAGUGUGAACAGCAUCCGUUCCCAUGUGCACACGGUGCCCAGUGUUACAACAAUGUAGGCAGCUACCACUGCACCUGCCCGACAGGAACUACAGGAGAGCCCUUCCAUGCUGGAUGUGAACCACCAAAAGGAGAAUGCACACAUGACAAUGACUGUCCCAGUAACAAGGCCUGCGACAUUCGCAUGCUGAAAUGUUACGAUCCAUGCCUGGUGCCUGGAGCCUGCGGAGAACACGCACGUUGCCGAGCGAUCAACCACAAAGCUACCUGUGAAUGUCCUGCGGGAUACACUGGAAACCCACGGGACUACUGCUUCAAAUUGGUUGGAUGCCCCCACGAGUUCCACUGCCCUGGAAACCUGCUUUGCAUGGACAGCGGCUACUGUGGCUGCCCACCAAAUUUCCAGAGGAAAUACGACUUCUGCAUAGCUACCAGCCGGAACUGUUCAACAACAAACCCAUGCCCACAACACGAAGAGUGCGUCUACACUGGAAGGCAGACGGGAUUCUGCGUGUGUCCUCGUGGCUACAGGCUGUUGCCCAACGGUGUCUGCAGAGACAUCGACGAGUGCACGGAGCUGACGCCGCCACCGUGCUCCAAGACUGCAAGCUGCAUCAACUUGCCAGGAACGUUUGAGUGCCAGUGCCCCGAGCCAACCCAUGGCGACCCGUACAGGGGAGACUGCUUGCUCAAGGAGCCAUUCAAGCCGAUUUGCACCACGGACGAGGACUGCCCCUUGCACGAGGCCUGUGACCUUGGAAAGCAAGAUUGCUAUGAUCCAUGUGUUCAAGAUCCCUGCGGGUUCGAAGCUGUCUGCCGAGUUGAGAAUCACAAGACUGUAUGUGUGUGCCCUCCGGGCUACACUGGCAACCCACUUGUGCGCUGCGUGCGAGUGGAGGUUUGUGGAGUGGACUACAACUGCCCCGGCAACCUCGUCUGUCUCUCAAGCAGCACCUGUGGAUGUCCUCCAAACUAUGACCGUGUUGGAGAGUACUGUAUCUUGACGAGCAGGAACUGCACGACCACCAACCCGUGCUCACAGAACGAAGACUGCAUCUAUGUCGGCCCACAAGAGGGCUUCUGUGUGUGCCCACGCGGGUACGAGCUCCAGCCUAACGGAGUUUGUCGAGACAUAAACGAAUGUGUCACCAUUCACAAUCCAUGUGCGCCUGGAGCGAAGUGCGUCAACUUGCCAGGAAGCUACGACUGUGUCUGCCCUCCUGGCACUGUUGGCGAUCCAUUUAUCGGUGGAUGUAAACGGAUCACAGAGGAAUGCCAAACUAACGAUGAUUGUCCAUUGGACAAGGAGUGUAACGUCAACACUCAUCAAUGCAUACCACCUUGCCACGUUUGUGGCCCAAGUGCACAGUGCACAGUCACAAACCAUGUCGCCAUAUGCGUCUGCCCUCCCGACCUCGUUGGUGACCCAUACGACAAGAUCCACGGCUGCUACAGAGGAGUUCCUCCCCCACCACGGACAGAACCUCCCGGUCCUGAUAUUCCUCCAGGUGGCCUUGAUGUUAUGUGUCUGGCCGAUGGAGUUCAAGUGCUGGUUCAGCUGGACAGCUUCAACGGAGUGAUCUACGUCAAGGGCCACAGCCAGGACGCCCAGUGCCGCCGCCUCGUGACCAGCAGCGAGCGUGAGACGGUCGACUUCAAGGUGCUCUUCAACACAUGCGGCCUGGUGCACAUCAACGGGGAGGCCUCCUUUGUGCUGGUCAUCCAGAAACACCCCAAGCUUGUGACGUACCGCGCCCGGGCGUACCACAUCAAGUGUGUCUACAACACCGGUGAAAAGACGGUGACGCUGGGAUUCAAUGUCAGCAUGAUUACCACAUCUGGAACAAUCGCCAACACUGGUCCACCACCAACUUGUCAAAUGCAAAUCUGCACGGUAGACGGCAAAGAGGUCAGCAGUGCCGAGAUUGGAGACGACCUGCUGCUCAAGGUCACAGUACAGCCACAUGAGAUCUACGGUGGCUUUGCACGUGGCUGCAUUGCCAAGACCAUGGACAACGAGGAAGAAACGCAGUACGAGGUGACCGACGCUAACGGCUGUGCCACCGACCGGUCAAUAUUCGACAACUGGGAAUAUGAUCCGGAGAACAAGGUGUUGAUGGCGCGCUUUAAUGCCUUCAAGUUUCCCAGCAGCAACAACCUGCGAUUCCAGUGCAACAUUCGAGUCUGCUUCGGAUCGUGUCCACCCGUACACUGCGACGGUGUUGACGCCUUUGGCCGAAGAAGACGUCGACAGGCGCCAGGCACAGACCUGCAAGUGGGCACCUCCUUCCAAGAAGGGCAGCUUCGAGAGGAAAUCAUGGUGCAGUCGAACGCCAUCCUGACCUUUGAGAAGAAGGAGAACCAGGUGGCACCCACUGCUGAAGCUGGUCCUGAAAUUGAGGAGAUCGACAGCGUCUGCCUGCCCAAGCUCGGUCUGAUCAUCUCCCUAGUGAUCACCACGCUGCUCGCGCUGGUCGCCGUGGCAGUGGCCAUUUCCUGCUGGCUCAUGGCGUACCGGCGGCGAGCCAAGGCGGAGGGUCCGCUGCCACACCCGCCAGACUUUCCUAACCCGCUGUACACGACGCCAGAGCCUGUGGCGGAGCCCUCGCCCGACUACUACCAGUCGUCGGUGCCACCCAGCUUGAGGUAGGCCCGUCUCGGGGGCUCCCAUCUCUACUCGAGAAGGAAGACCCACCUGCGGAAGAGAAGCAAGCAAACUGAGGACCCCCCCCCCCCCCAACUACCCCCUUCCAACCAGGCCAAGUCAUUUUUUCAUGAACCCCAUCCAACACCAGCCCACCCCCAUUUUUACAUCGUGACUUGCCACAGCGCCUACCUGCUACCCCCACCCACCCCUUUCCUGCUGUAGCAAGAGCAGCACGUACUACACGUUUGGCAUCGUUGGGCAUUGCUGCUGCUGUGCGCACACUGCCAGUCACCGCCAGUUCGCCGUGGCCCCUCGUCGGCAUCGCCAAGAGCUCAUUCCUGCAAGUGUUUUUAGCUCUGUGGCAGCCGGACUGCAGUUUGACGAGGUGUUGCACGUGGCAUCUUGUUUGUGUUUUCUUUUUUAAGGCGGGACUUAUCACAGCAGAGCAGAAACCCUCCUUCCUCCUCUCCUACGACAAGUGGGUGCCAGCUGCACUUGGCCAAGGCAGGUACAGCUGUGGAAUCGGUCACGAUGCAUUAACCUAUGACACAGCCAAGCCUGGACAAUCCCUGUGCUUUCGUCGACUCAUGGCAGCUACCCAGAGCAGCAGCGACAACCUGCGCGUGUGCAGGGAUGGACUCUAGAGUUUCUUGUAUGUUGUGUGCUGAUGAUGAUUGUAAGUGGCAGUGGCGACGACACCGGUGUCUCGCCCGCCUAUAAAUGAGACCGCGUGCGGCGCCUGCCAGUGUAACUUUCCGAGUAACUCAGUUUCACAGGAUGAGAGUGUGUGCAUGGGAUUCGCGUGUGUGCAUCUUAUGUUUUGCAGAUGCGGUGCAUGCCUGCGGCGGUGUAGCCUCAUCUGCAUCGGGUUCACUGAUGUGCCAAACAUCCUUGCUACUACAAUAAUUGUUUUUGUCCUUAUGGUCAGAGGGCAUGCAGGCAGCUUAAACGGGCCCUUUGCAUUUACAGAUAGCAAUUAUGAGGUGCUGGACAUCUUGUAGAAACAAUAUGCAUUUUUUUUUAACUUUGCGUCCACGACUGGUUCACGAGUCUUUUGGUCCUCUUGACGACAAUCUGAAGCAUGCUAAGUUGUCCUCGGACAUGACUGAACCAUUUAGUCUCCUGUAGUUUUUUCUUCCCAAGGUAUGUUCUUUGAUGUAACCGAUGCGGCAAGAGUCACUUGGAGCUACCGUAAGUGACGGACAUUCUGGUCUCUCCUUUUCCGUGUUGUCCGAUAGGAUGCGAGCGUGAGUUUGUGAAGCUGAGUUACUCCGGAAAUCCUGUGUCAUUCUGGUUGGAAGAAAAUAACGGAGAUGGUGCUUCCUUGUUUCGAGUGUAUUCUGGGGACAGGGUGACACUUUCACGUGUUGCGUGCUUCUCUUGUGGUGCUGGCUUUUCGAAUGUGGCUUGUCUCCCCUUCAUCACGUCAAAAACCAUGCCAGCGUAACACCAUUUCCUCGUAAGCAGUCACAAGCGCACCGAGCUCCAAGCAUUUAAAUGACCUUGUAAUGGAUUUCACUGCACGGCCAAUCAAUGGCUGCGACAUGCAGUCGAUCUCUAGGCCUUUCUUUUUUUUUUUUUUUCUUGCGUGUGGUUUAAUGCGUGACAAGUCAUGCACCGAGCGCACGUAUUGCAGGCCUGUCAAUAAAGUUUUCGGAGUCGCACUUUGCAGACACUGGAAUCUUCCGAGAUACCCACAGAAUCAUUGUCGCAUUACUUUCGCCGCAGCAUCGACCGCUACGACAUAGCCAUGUGCACUGCAAUCUUCUUUGCUCAGUGGUUAUAAAUAAUGUGCACAACAUUAUGGGCUUUUGCCAUUGCUUGUAAACUUUUCGACUGAAAUCGAGGAAUUUUGCUUCUUACCACAUUGUCACUGUGUCACGUCGGCAGGUUGUUCUGCCAGGGGGACUCAAGCCACAUUUGACGCAGCCCGUCGUCUGUUCGUUAUAAUUGCCAUUAUGUGUUUACCCCACCUUAUUUUUUACUGUGUGUGUGUAAAUCGUACUUGCGUGUUUUAUUUAAAUACUAUUUGAGUAUAUUAACAACAGACGACGACUAGUUACUGUUCCUUGGAAAGACUCCGGUCAUACUUUUCCUGUGCGCAUUUUUUUUUUUUUUCACUUCCGUCUUGUGUCAAACGUGCACAUACAAACAAAAAACGGUGAACAAAACGAAGAAGCAUCAUAGAGUAAAAUGCUAUUUUGCUGUGAUAAAGGACCCUGUGUUUUCUGCCUUUUUUUUUUCUUCCCCUUUUGUAACGUUUCUCCUUGUCUGCCAACUUCUCGUUUAAUUAUUCUCGCUUCUACACGGACUCCACAACUGCCAGCUUUCACUUGCAACACUUUCUUGUGUCCUGUUGAAAGCUCUUGUGGUGACUGGGCCACACAAUAUAUGAACAAAGACACAUAAAAGGAGCCGGGACUGGUCCCCAUCCUUUGGCAGCUAUUUUUUGUUUGUAUAUUGUGGCAAAGUUACCGGUGACUUUUUGCAACGUGCAAGUCAUAGGUGCUGAGAGGCUACGAGCACACCUUUGCACAACCCUUUUCUCGUAUUACUGUGGUGCCAAAAUUGCUUCUUUCUCAAAAUUUCGUAGCUUAACAAUCCUUUCUUUGUGUGCAGCUUAGGUUGCGCUAUGUGCCCAAUUUUACACAAUCAUAAAUGCCUUCAAUAAAAUGCGACAUGUUCUUUAGAAGGGUUGUGGAAAUGUGUGCUGCACUUCUCAACAAUAUUCUCAUGCUUUUUUUUUUCCCGUCUCUAUUUUUUGUGGUGUGUACGAUCACGACAGCAAUGUUAUGUCUCAUUUUGUUUUGUUUUUUUCUUGAAUAUUGAACUCUAACACACUGCCUGAAUGCUAGUGCAUAUCAACUGCUUUAAAAAAAUGUCACAGCAGCCUUUUUUUUUUAAUAAAGCAUCCUUACUGCAAUGAAAAUGCCAUUUUUACAUGCCUUAAAACAUUUGCUGUUUUACUUUUGACUCCUCUGUGUAUUUUCACUUUCUGCAAUAAAGCACAUAAUUUUUAUUAUGA